GACCUUCGACACAUCGUCCCAGCUGCAGCUCCACCAUGAACAGAACAUCAUGUGUGUCACUGCUUCAUCUCUCCAGGGUGGGAUACAGACUUUGUGCAUCCAAAGCCCCUUCCAUCCAGCUUCCCCGCACCUCAACAUACCCCCCUGUACCUGGCACACACUCUUACUCCACCAACGUCAAGAUGCGCUCCUAUCUUCAGUACAUGAAACGCAAGAUCAUAUCUUCCGGUCCCCCGUACAGUCAUGUGUGCCAGGUAGGAGACCCAGUGCUGCGGUCCCAUGCGGCCGCUGUUGACCCUUCCACUAUAACAGGCACUGAGAUCCAGCAGGUCAUCAACACUUUGGUGACAGUGAUGCGGAAACUUGAGUGCGUGGGACUGAGCGCGCCUCAGAUAGGAGUGCCACUCCGCAUACUGGCCCUAGAAUAUCCUCAGAAAAUGUUGGAGGAGAGUUCGCCUGUGUCGAGGGAGGCCCGCGGUCUCUCCACCCAGCCCCUGAGGGUCUUUGUAAACCCACAGCUGAGGGUACUGGACGGACAGACGCUGGUGUUUCAGGAGGCUUGUGAGAGCAUCUCAGGUUUCUCUGCCACAGUUCCUCGUUACCGUUCUGUGGAAGUGUCUGGUCUGAACGAGAAGGGAGAAGCAGUGGCUUGGAAGGCCAGCGGUUGGCCAGCUCGCAUCCUCCAGCACGAGAUGGACCACCUGGAUGGGGUCCUCUACAUCGACCGCAUGGACAGCAAGACUUUCAUCAACAUCAACUGGCAGGCACACAAUGAGUAGACGGUCCCCACAGAUCCUCAGGACAAACCACAGAUAUUUAUAUGAGGACCGGCACUUUAUCAAUAAAACUUCUACAUUAGCUGUUGGGAGCAUGCAGUGUCUGCUGAAUCUUUUAUGGGACAAAUGGUCUGGCUCGCAGAAAGGUGGGCUUGUUUUGGUGAAUGGUUUCAUGGGACAUAAACUGCCAGAAGCUGAAGGGCUGGAAAAAAACAAACCAAUUACCUCUUAUCACAUUAAAAGUGUAAGCCGGGAGUUUCUGUGGACCUCGGCCUGUGUUUGAUGUUUAAAGAGACUGAGUGUUCAUGAUCAAAUCAGUGAAAUGUAAAGGCCCUUGUCUGCUACAAUCACAAUAAAAAAUACCAAU
This is a messenger RNA of Scomber japonicus (chub mackerel), 1143 nucleotides long. It is a transcript of the gene pdf, whose product is annotated as peptide deformylase, mitochondrial. Gene Ontology annotation, cellular component: mitochondrion. NCBI's taxonomy places the organism in Eukaryota, Metazoa, Chordata, Actinopteri, Scombriformes, Scombridae. Gene Ontology annotation, biological process: N-terminal protein amino acid modification; peptidyl-methionine modification. The transcript has 2 exons. Gene Ontology annotation, molecular function: peptide deformylase activity. The record is from RefSeq and is a predicted model, not a curated record. The coding region runs from base 36 to 779 and encodes 247 amino acids.